Molecule: messenger RNA, 1506 nt
Organism: Heterotrigona itama
Lineage: Eukaryota; Metazoa; Arthropoda; Insecta; Hymenoptera; Apidae
Source: the annotation of a GenBank genome assembly
AUGAAGGAGAGCAGCUUAUGGACACUGGUUUGGACAGCGAGCCUAGUAACGAGCCUGACCGUGGCGCAAUCAUCGGUGAACUGCCCCUCGCACAGUGAGAUCUCGCCCUGUUCCUGCACUCUGAAGAAAUCCGGCCUGGACAUCGUAUGCGAGUACACGGACCUAUCUCACAUCGACGGUGUGAUGCGCUCGCUCAAAGGCAAGACCAACACCGUCAUCUUUUAUCUCAGGCUCAGGCAUAACAGCCUGCCAAAGCUGCAGCCGUACGUGUUCCUCGGCCUCGACAUCCGCCAUCUCACCAUUCACAACAGCAGCCUGGCGAAACUCGAGGAAUCGUCUCUGAGUUCCAUCGGGACCGGCCUGACGCAGCUAGACCUCUCGCAGAACUCUUUGCUCGCGGUGCCAUCCAGUGCUUUGAAAGAUCUUCAACAUCUGCUUAUUUUGAAUCUGAACCGCAACAAGAUCAAAGCCAUUCAUAGGAAAGCUUUCGAAGGGCUCGACACUCUCGAGAUUCUUUCUCUGUACGAAAACGAGAUUUCCGUCAUAGAGGAGGAGGCCUUCAAAGGCUUGCACAAAAAGCUCAGAAGAUUGAAUCUGGGAGGCAACCACUUGACCAAAGUGCCAACGCAAGCGCUGCGCACUCUGGACAUGCUGAAGAAGUUGGAGAUGCAGGAGAAUAGGAUCACCGUCAUUCAGGAAGGUGAUUUUGAAGGUCUGAGAAGCCUGGAUUCGUUAGGAUUGGCGCACAAUCAGCUUCGCGAAGUGCCGGCCCGUGUGUUCGCCCACUUGACACAAUUAAACUCUUUGGAGCUGGACGGCAAUCAAAUUACCCACGUGGAUCCGGAUGCGUUCAUCGGUCUCGAGGGUAAGCGUAAUCAAACGAUCUCAUGCGAUUCCUUUGAAACGUCGCCGUGAUAUGGCCGGCGAAACUCUAUUAUUUCUCGUCGUAUCGGCUCGCACGCCUCGAACAACCGAUUAUCCGACCGAUUUAUCAUUAAACGCGUACGAGCUCUGUCGAUCUCGAUCCCCUCCCCCCCCGUUUCCGCCGGAACUCCGCCGUCACAAGAAUCGCGAUAAUCGAAAUUAUUCCGGACAGACCGGUUGAUCGGUUAAUUUUACGGGACGUAGUUCAAUCAUUCGAUUUGUUUAAUUUUCGACAUACAGCGACUCGACAUUAAUGUUCGGGCACAUUUAAUUAUAAUUUUGUGAAACGGAAUCGCGUAGUGAUAAACUUUGAGGGCCUAUUUUAAAGCUUUUGAAUCGUUCGUUUUAUUGAAUUUAUUCUGAGAUGUUUCGACACUACGUUCAGAAAUAGUAAAGAAAAGACAUCUCUCUUGAAAAUCCUAUAAUAAUUGCCGUGAUGUGUAGAAACAUUGAAAAAUAUUUUUCAUGGCCGAGUCUACGAUGAAUUUUAAGAUUCAAGCAUCUCCUUUACAAAACGAGAUACUAUCCUUUGCUAUCUUUUAACAUUGGUUAAUUCUUAUAGAGAAUCAAUCAAUGGGCUAA